AUGGGUCUAAUACAGGUUCAAUUUCCAUCUCCAGCUGCUACAGAUUAUGUAGAAGGUCGAUCAAGAACUAUCCCUGUCGAGUCACCAAAUGGCCAGUAUUCACCUCUGGAGCAACAAGGUUUUACUAUUCUCAAAUACAAUGCUCCUUCCAAUCCGGCACAACAAAGAAGUGAUUUGGAAGAUAUCUCUAUGGCAACCCCAGAUGCAGCCUGUGCACAUAUCGCCGCUACUUCACUUGGCUCCCAGAUCCCGAACCCAGUGGGUGAUAGCAUGAUCGAUUUCGAAAAUCUCCAGUUUGACGAUGAAUCCUUCCUCGAAGACAUCUUACUCUGCCAGUUCUCUUACAAUCCACCGGUCCUCACAGUAGCUUCAUCACCGGUUCCAGAAAUUGCUCCUACGAUAGGCCUUCCCGAGCUUCCGGAUAGUAUCGCACCACUGGAAAUAAGUCACCCACCAAAUGAUGCUGGUCAAAAAAGCAAUGGCAACCCAAAUUGUGCUAUUCAAAUCACUUCCAACGAACUUGAAGUGUUUCAUGCGAAAUUGUUAAUUUCUGAUGUGGAUGGAACUCUGUCCAACUUCCACAAACCCAGUCUUUCUCGCACCUUGCGAUGUAUGAUCGCGUAUUUCCAACAUUUCGAUCCACACGCCCCCUUCGUCCACUAUGCCUCUUUCAGUAUAUCAACUGAACAUCCCGCUCUUGUCUUGAUUAUGCUGGCUAUUGGUGCCGUUCAUCUUUCUGAGACUGAAUUUGCUCGAUCCGCCUACGAGGCUUCAUGUUUGUUACUCGCUCAGCACGAAAAGGACUGUCUUGAACAGCAAGAUUCUUCGUUCAAUCUCUGGGCGGCCCAAGCCACACUACUCUGUGCACAGUAUGGCGUCACCAGCGGAAGCCAUGAUCUUUUCUUCCAGGCACAGAAGCACCUUUUCGCAACACACAUGGGUAGUUUGUUGGAUGUUCGUGGUUUCUGCGACAUGCUACAGCCUUGA
Molecule: messenger RNA, 987 nt
Organism: Exophiala bonariae
Lineage: Eukaryota; Fungi; Ascomycota; Eurotiomycetes; Chaetothyriales; Herpotrichiellaceae
Exons: 4
Coding region: 1-987 (328 amino acids)
Biological process (GO): regulation of transcription by RNA polymerase II; DNA-templated transcription
Cellular component (GO): chromatin
Molecular function (GO): DNA-binding transcription factor activity, RNA polymerase II-specific; zinc ion binding; RNA polymerase II cis-regulatory region sequence-specific DNA binding
Source: RefSeq, a predicted model, not a curated record